Molecule: messenger RNA, 2410 nt
Organism: Amyelois transitella
Lineage: Eukaryota; Metazoa; Arthropoda; Insecta; Lepidoptera; Pyralidae
Gene: TAF1C-like
Exons: 4
Coding region: 168-2117 (649 amino acids)
Source: RefSeq, a predicted model, not a curated record
UUGGUUUGAUUGACAGAAAAACAAACAAACGUCAAAAGUACCGCAAAAGUUCGAUCUUCGAAUGAUUUCUCUUACUCAAUUCUCUAUUUAUUUGGAGAAAAAUAAAAACAAUAUAAUUAAUUCAAAAGUAACAAAUACCUUUUAUUAAAAUAUUUGAGGUCAUUGUAAUGGAAUCCAAAAAAGGAGUCAAGAGAAAAAGAAACACUGAUCUGAAAUCUAAAAUUACAAUAGAUAACACUGCACCUCUGCCAGACCUUAUCCAUGAUCUUUACCACCGAGAAACCACCUUCAGCAAGCCCUACAGACUAUACCACCAGCUGCUGGCCCAGCGGAGGUAUAAAGGAAUCAGAUCAGCAAGAGAUAGGUACUUAUUCCAUUUUGCCCUCCCUGGCCACCCACUUAACGCAUUCACGGACAACUAUGAUGGAGAAAUCAAUUAUACCUACUUUGAAAAGUUUGCGUACAAAAGUUUAUUGCCGAAAUAUAUCACAAAAAUCAACCAUCAGCACAAAGAUGAUCCCGUAUCAGAAUUACUAAGACUUAAAUAUGAAUGGAAGUAUAAAAUUCACAGACAGAAAAAUUUGUGUCUUGGUGUUGCGGCAGAAAAGACAAAAAUUGAGCAGUUAAAUGAUGAAGUUAUGCGGUUACCACAACACCUGGUAGAUCUAGCGGCUCUUGUGGACAGCGAUCCCGACGAGAGGUUUACAGCAUCAUACAACUGGUAUUAUGGUGGGAAAGGCAAUCUGCAACUUGUAUGUGUGCAUUGGGUAGACUAUUUAGUGCACAGUGAAUUCACUUGUGUUUCAUUAUCAAGAUUCCACAAAGACAGUUUGACCAUUGAUCACGACGAUACUAUAUAUUUCGAUUGCGAGCACAAUAUUUUGGAAACGGUGUGUUCUUCAGACAACAUUAUAGUGUUACGGACAGUCAACAAAAUAUUUAUACUGAAAAUUAUAGAAAAUGAUGCAAAACUGCAGCUGGUGAAAUUAAAAUCUUUCGAGUCUGAACUACCAUUCACUAGUAUAGCAUUUGAUAUUGUUCAUAAAAAUAUAUUGUAUGUUACCGAUUUAAAUUGUAAGUUAAUUAUAGUGAAUAUAGACAGGAUGACUGGAAGAUCGGUACAACUGAAAAGAAAUAAAGACUCCAUAGUUAAUAAUUGGAAUACAGUGAUUGGAGCUUCUCGGGGUGUUUAUAUGCAUGUGGAUAGAAAGGCUAUCACAGGAUAUGACAAACGAACUCAUUCAGCGAUAAACACUUGGAAUGGAGUAUCGGGUAUAGUAGAUGAAUUGGAUUGCAAUGCAUUGUCAUCAGCGUUCCAAGUUGAGGGCUCCCCUAAUUUCUACUUCACAUCUGAACAUCAUUUAUUCCUCAUGGAUUCACGGUGUAGUAAAAAGAACAAGUUGAAAGUUGUUCAACGGUGGACGCAUGGCAUGCAAUGCGUGCCAACAUACAUUUCAGUGCGUAAAGCCGAAUUGAAUAAGGAGUUAAUAAUUUUGAGUAGUCAAUGGUGUGAAGACAUGUGUGUUGUUAGUAAUUAUGCUGAUAGACUUACCAGGUUGACAGAUAUUGAUGGAGUUUCCAUGCCUUACCGUCCGCCAAGCGUUUUCAAUACUUUAUAUGAAGCGAGAACGAAGCUUCUCUGCAUGGAUAUGAAUAAUCCUAUAGAUCCCAGACUAGUAUACUCGAUUACUGGUAAAGUGGAAGUAGACAUUGGCAGUAAAUAUGCUAUUUUGAUGCAAAACUCGGUAGGUGACAUUUCUUCGCAUAUGCUCUAUCCUUUGUACUUGGACGAUCUUAUGGAAAACGAUGCGGUAAACAGGUUAGACGAAUGGGCAAAAACGUACAAAGCUAAGAAGAAACCGUUUGAAGUGACUGGAGUUUACGAUUUUAGUAGUGUUUGGAAGGAGCUAAGAAGAAUGCCGGAUGUGUUUGACGGCAUCAAGUCUGAGAUAGAUACAUCUAAACCAAUGCCUGAUGAAAAUGAAAUAAUUGACGUUUUUAAGAAUGAGGAAGUAAUGCCUGAGUUAUUAGACGCUUGGGAUGCUAUCAGUGAAAAUAAUAACUCCGAACAAACGCACAUAGAUUUAAGUAUAAACAUGUACACUGAAGAUGAAUAAAUAAAACUAAAUUUAUUUAUUAAACGACUAUAUUUCCUAUCUAUAAUGACUGAGUUUACAAACAUAUCCGCAUACACGCUAAGCAGUCAUGCCAACAUUUAUACAUAAAAUUAAUUUACCAACAUAACAAAUGCUUCUUAAUGCGAUAUUAAACUUUCCUCUUCAGGUACUAAGGACUUUACGAGGAAAUGUUUAUAAUUGCAUUUUGUAUAACAGAACGUUGGGUCGCCAACCGAAAACAAUAAGUACUUACAUGCUUAUAAUUAUAUUAUAAACAAAAAAAAAGGAAGAAA